UUAAUGCAACGCCAAGUAUGAACGGGGAGAGGAACGGGAGUUUAGCGCCGGUCGGAAAGGCGAACAAGAGCACAUCAACGGUCCUUCCAUCAGCAGUUGGGCAUCAUUUUUGGACACGUUCGAAAAUGAAAUGUGCGUUCACGUUUCUGUGUGCCAUGGGCCUUUUCUGUAUUAUUGUUUACGAAUUAUACAACUGGACAUCAGUAUUGGAGCAAUAUGAGUCCCCUCACAAAGAAGUUACCGUAGAUGAAAUCAUGCUCGCAUUAUCAUGGGCAGCUUCACCUGCCAACUUCACGUCUAUCACGAGCUCUUCCAGUGCUGAGCGCAGUGUGGUCAGACUAGAGCACCCUGAGGCCCAGUACUGUGUGGGGGAUACACUGAGUGUGCUGGUGGAGAUGAAGAGUUACGCAGGGCACCCAAAAGCCCAUGGCGGGGACUUCAUUCAGGCCCGGAUCCUCUCUCCAAAGCUCAAUGCAGGCGCUUCGGGAGACGUCACCGACUUCCUCAACGGCUCCUACCUCGUGCGUUACCGCUUGUUUUGGCCCGGAGAGGUGCAGGUCUCCGUGCGCCUGAUCCACUCCUCCGAGACAGUCAAACUCCUCCAGAGAAACUGGACACAGGACUACAAUAAGGCUGUACACACAGGAACCUUCAUCAGCGGCGCGAAAAAGGAGACGUCUCUUUGCUCCCUACGGCUGGGCUCAGACAGACCCCUCUGUGAGUACAGGAAGAAGGAGGAUGGGGAAUAUUAUGCCUGCUACCGGCCCAAGACCCUUCCCUGCGACACCCUGGCACUCGCAAGUUCUGUCUAUCCCCGUGGCUAUCCUCGUCUGACAAAGGAAGAAGCUCAGCUGUUGGACAUGAAAAACUCUGGAAUAGAAAUAAAAAACGGCUUUCACCCUGUGACUGUCUUUCCUUGUACUGGUGCAACAUAUGGGUCAACGAAGAAGUGUGUGGCAGGAAUGAAUUCCCCUUUUCCUGGGGGAUAUUUAUUUUCAAACAGAUGGUCUUCUUCCUUCUGCCAGACAGGUUUCUUCCUCAGUGAAUAUGCCGUUACCAGAUGUUUAAAGGGAAAGACCCUCUACCUGUUGGGUGACUCCACUGCACGCCAGUGGAUUGAGUAUUUGGAACAAAGACUAAAAGGUAUGAAAUUCACACUCAAAGGGGCUGAUUUACAGUUGGCUGUUGAUGCCAAUAACAACAUCACCAUCCGGUGGAUAAGGCACGCUCAUCCCUGGGUUGCCACUUACCAAAGCUCCGUAAAUGCGUCCGUCACCAUUCCUGAAGCCCUGGACAGCAUAGCAGUAGUUGGUGGCGGGCAGGAGGAUGUGAUCGUGGUCAUUGGAACUGGUCAGCAUUUCCGGCCCUCCCCCCCAGAAGUCUUUAUCCGAAGGCUCCUAAAUAUCCGCCGGGCGAUCCUGAGGUUACAAGCCCGCUGCCCCCAGGCACAAGUUUUUAUAAAGCUGGAGAACAACAGGGACAUCAAGUUAGGGAUGAUACGAUUCAGUAACUGGUAUGGCUACAUGCAGAACCUGGCCCAGAGGAAGGUGUUUGAGGACAUGAGAGUGGCACUGGUUGACGCCUGGGAUAUGACUGUGGCCACCUACAGUCUGAAACUCCAUCCAGAUAAUUUCAUCGUGUCAAAUCAGAUUGCUGUGGCCCUGUCGUUCUUCUGCGAUUAGACGUUGGUGCUCUCUGAACAGUUACACUGUAAUUGUAUGUUUUUGGUAAGGCUAAUGUUUUUUUCUUUUUUAAAUCCUGGAAUUUUUCGACAACAAUGAUGAGUCUUGGGUAUUAACUGUGUAAUCUACUACUUUAAUUUGUUUAUUUAACAAAUUAUCAAGUGCAAAAUCAAAUCUACUACAAUAUGAUGUAAAUAUGUCCAUGUCUUUGAAAAUAUAAUGUUUCUAUAUAUUGUGAUGUGAUCGUAAUUGAGUGCUGUAAUUUCUACAGUAUGUAAAAAAAAAACAACAAACCUUUAAUAAAAGCUGAGAAUCUGCACUUUAA
Molecule: messenger RNA, 2007 nt
Organism: Conger conger (European conger)
Lineage: Eukaryota; Metazoa; Chordata; Actinopteri; Anguilliformes; Congridae
Product: NXPE family member 2-like
Exons: 6
Coding region: 18-1682 (554 amino acids)
Source: RefSeq, a predicted model, not a curated record